Clarias gariepinus (North African catfish) is the source of this 2649-nucleotide messenger RNA. It is a transcript of the gene tmc4, whose product is annotated as transmembrane channel-like 4. Gene Ontology annotation, molecular function: mechanosensitive monoatomic ion channel activity. The record is from RefSeq and is a predicted model, not a curated record. The transcript is spliced from 16 exons. Gene Ontology annotation, cellular component: plasma membrane. Bases 112 to 2358 code for a protein of 748 amino acids. NCBI's taxonomy places the organism in Eukaryota, Metazoa, Chordata, Actinopteri, Siluriformes, Clariidae.
AGUCCUUUUUAAACAGUAACUACAGACUUAGACACGUCACUCAGGCCGAUGAGUGUUUAAGUCUGUUGUGUUUGUAUUUCAUUACUCGAUGGUGUAUCUAGCACACUUCCAAUGGAGCUGAGCGAGUUAAACACACCAGUGUUCCCUUCUCCAGACUACAACACCGACCGCUACGGCUCCCUCAGGGCACGCAAAGCUCCCUUCCGCGAAGUGAACGAGGGUGCGCCGCAGUUUGACUGGAGCUCACGCCCGGAGGAAGACCAAGAAGACGAUGAAAAUUCCGACAAAACACAAAAUCUCAGAGAGCUCCCACUUCACAUGGGACUGAAGAAAGCUAUAUGGCAGGUGCAGAAGAUGCGAGUCCCCGUUGUAUCGAGUUGGGGUUCCUGGCGCUUACGUCACUCCAAGUCCUUUCGGCGUUUUCGUGAGGACGUGUCAAGCAUUUUGUCUUUUGUUAAGCUCUGGAGGAGGUCCAUGCACCAGAUCGGAGGGCAUUUUGGAGGGGGCGUCCAGUCCUUUUUCCUGUUCUUGAGGUUCCUUGUUAUUCUAAACUUCAUGUCCUUCCUAUUAAUGGCCGGAUUUGUGAUUAUACCCAGCAUUGUUUUCCAGUCAAGCAACUCCAGUGAUCAACUACUCCUUUCCACCAUCAACCUUACAUAUGUGAAAGAGUGUCUGCAAUAUGAUGUUCAGCCUAAACCCCUUACUGUUUACUACACCUACUUCCUGGAUUUGCUCUCGGGAACGGGGUUCAUGGAGUACUCCUACCUGUUCUAUGGAUUUUAUAACAGGACCGAGGGCCUAAACAAUGGCUUCUCAUACAACAUUCCACUGGCGUACCUGCUUACUUCUGCAUUCUACUUCCUUUUUUGCCUGUUUUGCAUCGUGAUUCGGAUGGGUGGAGUGGCGCGGCUUGUCGUGGCGAUGGACGGAGGACGCUUGGGAGGGUACAGUGUGCUCGUUUUUACCGGGUGGGAUCACGGCCUCCAGGAUCAACGAGCCACCAAAGUAAAACACAACAACCUGCGCUAUCGCCUACAGGUGGAUCUGGAGGAGGAGAGGAUUAAGAAAAAGGCUGAGUCUCUCACUCUUGCUCAAGCAUUCUUGCUUUAUUCCCUACGAACUUUCCUAAACCUCAUCGUCUUGGCAAUGAUAGCGGGGGCUUGCGUUGCCAUUGCUUCUGCAACCACGUACAGUCAGUCUAAACAACAGGCAGGCAUCCUGGGAUUGCUGCUGGAGUAUCUGCCCUCCAUCGUUAUAACAGCCAGUAAUUUUGUCGUUCCAUUUCUGUGUGACCAGAUCGCUAAACUGGAAAAAUACUCACCUGGCAUGACUGUAAUCGUCGCCCUGCUACGGGCCGUGGGCCUGCGCUUCGUGAGUUUAGCUGUUCUUUUGUACAGUUUGUGGAAUCAGAUCACAUGUAACGGAAACAAAGAAACCUGUUCACCCUGUGGCUACAGCUACAAGCAUUAUCAGUGUUGGGAGACACGUGUUGGACAAGAAAUGUACAAACUCACGCUGUUUGACUUUCUUAUUACAAUCGCGGUGGUGAUACUGGUGGAGUUUCCCCGCAGGCUAGUAGUGGACCAUUGCUCGUGUAAGUUGGCUGAGUGGGUGGGUCGGCAGGAGUUUGUUGUUGCAUCAAAUGUGUUAGCGCUUGUUUACGGUCAGACUGUAGUGUGGAGCGGCGCUCUUUUCUGUCCCAUACUGCCGCUCAUCAACACCAUCAAGCUCAUCAUCAUAUUCUACUUCAAAAAGGUCACUCUAUUUCAAAACUGUCGCCCGGCACUGAGGACGUUUCGCUCCACCACCUCCAACUUCUUCUUCCUCCUGGUUCUUCUGUUCGGUUUGGGGAUCUCCAGCGUGGUGCUUGUUUAUAGCGUAGCUAGUAUUCAUCCAUCCUAUGGCUGCGGUCCAUUCCGUUUCUCCUCUUCUAUGUGGGAAGUCAUUCCUGGUUCCUUGCAUUCGCUGUCCAACACGACGCAGGCGUUUCUGCUGUAUAUCGGCUCACAGGCUUUCUCCAUCCCGCUUUUCCUCUUAUCCUGUGUGUUGAUGUGCUACAUGGCUGUGAUGGUUUCAGUUUAUGGGAAAACUGUUGACCUGCUGAAGAAACAACACAAACUAGAAGGACGAGAUAAACAGUUCCUGGUCAAACAGAUCAAGGAGAUGAGCACAAAGCCUUCCAGAAACAAACAAGAACCAAAACUAAGAGACGCCAGAGAAAUGAGAGAUGGCAGAGGCGCGAGAGGUGCCGUGCAAAGAUGGGGAGAAAACUACAAUUCUGCAUUCGAGCCAGAUGAAGACCAAGCCAUGCCGGCUAGUGACUUUAGCAAUGGUGGCUUUUAUGAGAGAGACAUCUGACAUUCUUAUACAUUUACAUUUACAUUUAGGCAUUUGGCAGACGCUCUUAUCCAUCAUACCAUAUGCAGUCAUGGAGUCAUAAAUAAUAUCCUUCGUAUUUUUGCGGAAAAAAUUGUAUAAAUGUUUUGCUCCAUGUCUCAGAUCCAACAUCAAAUAAUAAUAGGAUAUCUUUAUAAAAUGUAGAACGCUUUAAGGAUGCACAAUGAAAUAGAUGUAAAAUAGACAAAUUUGGAUUUUACCUUUUUAUUGCUACAAAGAUAUUCUGUAAUAUAAUGUAUAGAUAUAAUAUAA